Molecule: messenger RNA, 2136 nt
Organism: Vollenhovia emeryi
Lineage: Eukaryota; Metazoa; Arthropoda; Insecta; Hymenoptera; Formicidae
Exons: 10
Coding region: 633-2057 (474 amino acids)
Source: RefSeq, a predicted model, not a curated record
UUUCGCGGAAAAGCAAAGAAAAUUUAGGUAGUGUAAACAGUAAAAGUCCAAUUUUUUGCUACAUUCUACGUGGAAAGUCGAAGAUACUUUAUUUCAUACUCUUUCAUAAAAUAGAUUGACAAAUUGCAUAAAAGUUUUUCUCCCGGCUUUGUAUAAAAAUCACAUGUAAGUAAAUCUCAGUAUGUCAUCCGACUGUCGGAUUAAUGCGUAUCAUUAUGAUACUAUCGUCGCUGUGUAUCGAAAUUAAGUGCAAGUAUUGAAACUUUGUAAUUUAUUUCAAUUCGUAUCGGAUUACGGUUUGAGAUAAAUAUUAUAGUUUGAAAGACCAAUCAAAUAAAAAUUUACUAGGGUUUAGUAAGUUUUCACUGAUUGGUUAUAUUUUAUCUAGUGACAAUGAGUUUCGGAACGCUACCCCCGUCAUGUAAUCACGUGUGAUAUCGCGGAAGAACAUGUCUGUGCACGUUACCCGCGCUUCUCUACGCAGUUCAUCAUUUUACACAACCUUCGUGCUCAUGUCGUUCAGUUCUCGUCGUGUUAACGCUUUUGUUGUAAUCACCGUGCUUGUGUCGUAUUUCUGAACCGUCUUGCAGAGAAACAGUAUAUCUAAAAAGUAGUACAUCUAAAAAGAUUAUAUGAGGAUUACUGACAUUGGUUUUAUGCAAGAGAUACGUGGAAAACAACCUGGUACCACAGUGUAUGUUUACAACGAUUUUACUUAUAACCAAGAUGUUCGUAAUAAGAAAAUUCUACGAUGUAGUACUCGACGUUGUUCAAAAUGUCCUGGUACUAUAUAUAUUGAUAAUGAUGGCAAAAUACAUUUACUCCAUGGUCAUAAUCAUAUUGAGGCACAAGAGAAAGUAAAACAAUCUAUCAUGAAACAAGAAAUGCUGAAACUUUGUCGAGAGUCACACUUAUCUUUGAAAGAAAUAUUUGAUAGUGUGUGCAGAAAAUAUCCUGAAACAGCCAUAAGAUUGUCAUACGCAACAUUGAAAUCUACAUUGUACCGUGAAAGAAUUAAACUACGUCCAAGUUUACCGAAAAAUGUGGAAUCUUUUGCUGCAAAUUUAUCAACAUAUGUACCUAUGGAAAAAUUUUACAAAGGAAGUGUGACCUGCAUCGAUGGAAAGAAAGCACUGAUAUUUUCAAGUAAUGAAUUGUUACAAGAACUGCAAAAAUCAACAGAACUUUACGUAGAUGGUACAUUUAAUAUUGUUCCACGUAUACCAUUAAUGAGCCAAAUGUAUUCGAUUCAUACCCGAUACAUGAAUGUUGGUAUUGGUAUGGUCUUUGUCCUAUGUGAAAGUCGCUCUAGUAAUAUGUACACAGCUAUGUGGAAAAAAAUUAUGGAAUUAGUACCAAUGCUUCAACAAAAUGUAAAGUUUAUAAUGAGCGAUUAUGAGGUUGCUGCCUUGAAAGUGAUAAAUGAACAAUUUCCUGCAGCAGAGGCUCAUGGAUGCUGGUUCCAUUUUAAUCAAGCACUUUUGCGUCAAUGGCGGCGAUUAGGAUUAAUAGACGCACCAAGAAGUGUUUUAUCUAUGACUAUGACUAUGGCAUUGAUUCCUUCUGAUUGCUUUGAGAAAGCACUUUCCAUUAUACAACUUGAAGUUAAUCAAACUUCUUCUAAAUAUCCUGCUCUUAAUGAUUUUCUGGCUUAUGUACGUAAGACUUGGUUACCAAUGGCAUCAAAAGUUAGUGUUUAUGAUUGUCCUGCAAGAACAAAUAAUAUAACAGAGAGUUUUCAUAAUAUAGUAGGAAAAAAAUUCGACAAAGCUCAUGGAAACGUUUGGAAUUUCUUAGAUAAUCUACGCAAAUUGAUAAUUGAUGAAGAGCUGAAACUAAAACGUCUACAAACAUCUGAAGUAGGUGGGCAUCAUGCAAGUGUUAAAAAUAAAAGGCGAGACAAUAAAAUACUAGAAACUCAAAAAAAUUUUGCGAUUGGCAGGUUAAACCUCGAACAUUUCUUACGUAUGUUUACCGAUAGAUGUGAAAAUAUUCUGAAGACUGAAUUACUGCAUAAAGAUGUAAACCAAUCAGAUUGCUUCUUUAAAUUAGAUUAGAAAGUAACAGUUAUAUACAUAAUUCCACGUCUGAUGAAGAAUAUGUUCAAUGUGUGCCUUGUGUAACAAAAUCUAACGU